GGCCGGGCCUGGCUGGGGACGGGGCCGGCGCCCGCGGGACCUGGAGGGGACUCGGCCGGGCAGCAUGUGACACCGGCCAGGUGGGUGCCCGCCUCCCCUCUGCGCCCUGGGCUCGGGCGGCCGCAGAGCCCGGCCGAGGACUCAGUCCUGAUGGAGGCCGAGGAGCCUGAGUAUGAACUGUCUACUUCCACCCCUGGCGUAAAAGAAUUUGGAGCUAUUCCAGAGGCUAUCAUGAGGAGCAGCCAGAUUCCUGCCUUGGAGCCUGAAGUUCAAGACCAGGGCCCAUCCUUUAAGUGGACAGAGGGACACAAACUCUUGGAGACCCAGCCGAAAGAAUUAAGGGACAUGAGUGACCAUGCAGCUGAGAGUGUGCCCUUUUUCCCCAAAGGAGGGUCUGUGGAUGUGGAGCCCAGCCAGGAAGACCUUCUGGCUGAGGCCUGUGGCACUCCAGAAUACCAGGAGUCAGAACGCCUGACACUGGCAGACAGCAGAGCAAGGACACUAACUCCUCCAAAGCACGGGGUCUUCCCUGUCCGGGGCGAGUGGCUGGACACGGUCCCCAUAUCCACUGAACUGGGCAGUAGAGUAGAGGUGGAAUUUCUGCCAGAACUCCCCUCCUUGAUAUUGGGAGCUAAACGAGCACAUGGAAGGGAGGAAGCCUCCCCAGCUGCCUCUGUUCAGGCUGGAUGUUGGCCUCCCUGCAAAGUACACUCUAUCGAAACUAACCAGACCAAGGGCUCUGCAACUGGAACUGUCAGCCAGGGGGAAGAGCUGCAGAUGGAAGAGGCACUGGAAAGUCAAGAGCAAGAAGGGCUUCUGCAUCCUCAGGAAGCCCCAGGGCCAGGGAAGCAGGAACAACAGGAAGGGGAAUUUGAGGGGGAAGGAGGUGUAGGAGAGGCUGUGUGCUCUGAUGGGCUUUGGCGGGAGCGAGAACAGACGGUAGAGCCACCUAACGACAAAGAGGGAGAACAGGGGCCAAAACAGGAACAGGUAGAAGAUGACGUGGUACUUGGAGCACAGGGAGAGGGAGCGAGGCUCAGUGGGGAGUUAGAGGGUCUGAAUUAUGAUGAAUGUGUUCCAGAGAACAGGGAGAGGAAAACGCCAGGUCAGGGAGGUCCGGAAGCAGAGAAGCAGGAGGACGGGGUGUGCAGGGGGCCAGGGGAAUGUUGGGUGACCUCUCAGUGUGCAGAAAAUCAAGGUUUAGUCGAGAAGUCAGAAGAAUUAACCAGAAAGCAGGUAGAUCAAGGUGUAAGGGGGGAAAUGAGGCCAAUGGAGACACAGGAGGAAGAGGCAGGGUCAGGUGAGGAGGAGCCUGGGAAUUGGGAUAGGCAUGGGCUGGGGGUAGUGCAGAAAGAACGGACGGCAGAAGAGGACAAAGAGUAUCAGGUUCCUUCUAUGCUGGCUGCAGUAGCCCCCGAGGUCCCAUCUUCCUGUGAUAUGCUUCCGGAAGUCUCCUGUCCCAUGGCUCAGAUUCCUGGGACUCACACAGAAUCCGGAGCUGGAGAACCUUUCCCCAGAGCUCCAACUCCUGCACCAGAGCCAACAGGACGUUUCUCCCAGCCCAUUUCUCCUCCUCACUGCUUUCCCAGUGGGGAGGCUCUGAACAGCAACACAAUUCAUAGUAGCCAGCCAGGAGGACCUGAGCUGAGGGCGGAGACAGGGUCCAGUCAAGGAGCUGAAGUGGUCUCCGCUGAUACAUCUGCAGCACCUCCAAGAAUACGAGCUUCAGCUCCUUUGAGUCCUGCUGACGACUCCCCUGUCACAACUGCCACACCUCCGGCCAGCCCUCCGGUUGUCUUUCCAAGGAGGCAGAGUCCGAGAGCUCGCUCAACUGAUGUCCUACCUGCCUGUGGAGCACUUGACACUCCCCCGGCCUCUGUGCACAGCUGGCCCCCUGCAGAGGUCAACAAGGACCCACGUGCCAGCUCCAAUGGGAUCAGCCCUCACAGUGUCCUGGCCAACUGCACGGGGGCCACCCAGCACCUUAGGAGCAACUCCUUUCCAGGUUCUCACAGGACAGAGCAGCCGGCAGACCUGGUGGGAAUGUCGCUUUCCUUCUCUCACUCGGAGUUACCCCAGAGGCCCCCUAAACCUGCCAUCUACGGUUCUGUGAUGCCAAGAAGGGACAGGAGAAGCGGUAGGGACUGCAGCAUCAUUUCACAGUCUCCUUCUGCAUUGUCUGCUCUGAGGCAGGGCUCUCAGGAAUUCGCUUCGAAUCCAGAGAGGACCAGGGGUCCCCAAGGCAGGCAGCCAUGGGACUCCCCCCAGGAUUCGGCCUUUGCUACAGGAACUCCUACCUAUGGCUCUUCGCCAUCCACUGUCCCCAUGGACAUGAGGAUCUGUGAGCCUCCGCCCCCUCCUCCCCCAGAGAAGAGGCACACCCGCCCUUCCUUGGUGGAGAGAGACGGUCAUCCUCCUGCGGUGGUCCCCACACUGAAGCAGCGGAGCCAUCCUCCUCCUUUGCCCCUAAGUGAACAGCUACACGGUCCCCCUAAAGGCCCCCUUCCCCAAGUUCCUGACCCCCCUGUGGCAAGACAGCACCGACCUCUGCCCUCUCCUCCAGAGAGCUCCCAUCUCACUCAUACCUCCUUCUCCUCCAGGCUCAGAUACAACAAACCAUUGCCCCCAACUCCUGAUUUGUCCCAAGCCCACCCCGCCCCCCUUUCCUCUUCCAGUAUCUCAAGGACAUAUAGGCCUCUACCCCCCGUCCCCAUCACAAAUCCUGCCACUGACCCGCCCCCCUUACCACCGAAGGCCAGGAGCAGGAGCGCUCAGGGAGGACUUGUGAAUUCAGGGGGCCAAGCCAAACCUAGACCUGCUGGCCAAGACUGGACAGUCUCCACUCCUCCCUCUGCUGGACGUACCUCCUGGCCCCCAGCCACGGGCCGACCCACAGAGUCUUUGGCUUCCACCAGCAGGAGUAAGAGUGAAGUGUCCCCUGGUAUGGCUUUCAGCAACAUGACAAACCUUCUGUGUCCCUCUUCCCCUACCGUCCCCUGGACUCCGGAAUUCCAGGGCCCCAACACUAAGACUGAAGCAAGGCUCUCAGAAGAGUCUGAGGCCCCCGCAAGAGGACCAUUGAGAAGAUCACCGCCUCAGCAAGGAGGCAGUGGCCCAAGGAGGUCCGCUGUGGGCCCAGUGAGGCAGCUAGAAAAGCCCAGCCAUCCCCAGCUGGAAAAGGCAUCCAGCUGGCCCCACAGACGGGACACAGGGAGACCCCUGGAGGUCAGCAGUGAGCAUGCUGUGCUCCCUGGUGAAGGGCCCAGCAAGCACAAGAGCUGGAAUCGGCAGGGCCUGCGCAGACCUUCCAUUUUACCUGAGGGUUCUUCCGAUUCAAGAGGUCAGACCAUGGGAAGAUUCUGCAGCCCCUCAGACAUGGUGGUUCUUCGGGAGAAGAAGCCAAAGGAGGGGAUGGGAAGCUUUUCACGACGCUGCUCCAAGCUCAUCAACUCCUCCCAGCUGCUUUAUCAGGAGUACAGUGAUGUUGUUCUGAACAAGGAGAUUCAGAGUCAGCAGCGUCUGGACAGUGUGGCAGAGGCCCCUGGCCUGGCCUCCCCCAGGCAGCCACGGAAGGCCCUGGUGUCCUCCGAGUCCUACCUGCAGCGCCUGUCUAUGGCCUCCAGUGGCUCCCUCUGGCAGGAAAUCCCCGUGGUGCGAAAUAGUACCGUGCUGCUUUCCAUGACCCACGAAGACCAGAAGCUACAAGAGGCCAAAUUUGAGCUGAUCGUGUCCGAGGCUUCAUACUUGCGCAGUCUACAUGUAGCUGUGGAUCAUUUCCAACUUUCACCCCAGCUCCGGGCCAUCCUCUCCAACCAAGAGUACCAGUGGCUCUUCUCUCGUCUACAGGAUGUGCGAGAUGUCAGCACCACGUUCCUUUCAGAUCUAGAAGAGAACUUCGAGAACAACAUCUUCUCCUUCCAAGUGUGUGACGUAGUCCUGAACCAUGCUGCAGACUUCCGCCGGGUCUACCUGCCCUACGUCACCAACCAGACCUAUCAGGAGCGCACCUUCCAGAGCCUGCUGAGCAGCAACAGCAGUUUCCGAGAGGUCUUAGAGAAACUGGAGAGUGACCCCAUCUGCCAACGCCUUUCCCUCAAGUCCUUCCUGAUUCUGCCCUUCCAGCGCAUCACCCGCCUCAAGCUGCUGCUACAGAACAUUCUGAAGAGGACACAGCCUGGCUCCUCAGAGGAAGCAGAAGCCACGAAGGCCCACCACGUGCUGGAGGAGCUCAUCCGAGACUGCAAUAACAAUGUCCAGAGGAUGCGGCGGACAGAGGAGCUGAUCUACCUGAGCCAGAAGAUUGAGUUUGAGUGCAAAAUAUUCCCUCUCAUUUCUCAGUCUCGCUGGUUAGUGAAGAGUGGGGAGCUGACAGCCCUCGAGUUCAGUGUCUCUCCGGGGCUGCGAAGGAAACUGAACACACGGCCGGUCCAUCUGCAUCUCUUCAACGACUGUCUGCUGCUGUCACGGCCCCGAGAGGGAAGCCGCUUCCUGGUAUUUGAUCAUGCUCCCUUCUCCUCCAUCCGAGGGGAAAAGUGUGAAAUGAAGCUACACGGACCACACAAAAACCUCUUCCGCCUCUUCCUGCGGCACAACACGCAGGGCACGCAGGCCGAGUUCCUCUUCCGCACGGACACUCAAAGUGAAAAGCUGCGGUGGAUCUCAGCCUUGUCCAUGCCAAGAGAGGAACUGGACCUGCUGGAGUGCUAUGACUCCCCACAAGUGCAGUGCCUUCGCGCAUACAUGCCCCGAGAGAACGACGAGCUGGCUCUGGAGAAGGCCGAUGUGGUCAUGGUGACUCAGCAGAGCAGCGACGGCUGGCUGGAGGGCGUAAGACUCUCGGAUGGGGAACGGGGCUGGUUCCCCCUGCAACAAGUGGAGUUCAUUUCCAACCCAGAGGCCCGUAAACGGAACCUCAAGGAAGCCCAUCGAGUCAAGACUGCCAGGCUGCAGCUGGUGGAGCAGCAAGCCUAGCUGCUCUCCUGGGACCCUCCUGACAAACCAGCUGCGUACAAAAAGCUGCUUCUGGAGACAGCGGGCCCCAGAACCUCGCUGCAGAGGUCUUCUCUGGACCAAGAACUAGGUCUUCGGAAAGCCCAAGGACAAAGCCCAGCUGGCCCAGACAGUCGUCCUUGGCCUCUUUUGGGGUGCUUUGGGCUUGGUGGGGGAGUAUUGAGGGUCUUCACACUGGAUUCUGGGAUCCUUUCUUUUUCAUAGGAAAAGUAAACGUCCUCUGCUUCCAGAGUACAGAUUCACAGCUGGCCAAAGUUUAGUCAUAGCCGUAUGUUCAACAGAAUCUGACCUCAGUCCACUGGAGGGAGAUGUUUAAGGGGGAUGAAGACAUCAGAUGAUAAGGUCGUCCCGAUGACCAGUCAGGUAUCUUACAACCCUAGAGAUGCUACACAAUUCUUGGUGUAAGCUCAGUGCAUGCAUCUCUGAGAUCUCUGUCUCUUGGUGGCCGUGUGAGGGUGACCGUCUCUCACUCUAAUAAACUUGGCACUUCUCCAAGUG
This is a messenger RNA of Chinchilla lanigera (long-tailed chinchilla), 5508 nucleotides long. It is a transcript of the gene Arhgef5, whose product is annotated as Rho guanine nucleotide exchange factor (GEF) 5. NCBI's taxonomy places the organism in Eukaryota, Metazoa, Chordata, Mammalia, Rodentia, Chinchillidae. Gene Ontology annotation, cellular component: nucleus; cytoplasm. The transcript is spliced from 15 exons. Gene Ontology annotation, molecular function: guanyl-nucleotide exchange factor activity; protein binding. Gene Ontology annotation, biological process: intracellular signal transduction; activation of GTPase activity. The record is from RefSeq and is a predicted model, not a curated record. The coding region runs from base 151 to 4971 and encodes 1606 amino acids.